Messenger RNA from Aspergillus caelatus, 2880 nucleotides. RefSeq lists its product as uncharacterized. The record is from RefSeq and is a predicted model, not a curated record. The coding region runs from base 1 to 2880 and encodes 959 amino acids. Lineage: Eukaryota; Fungi; Ascomycota; Eurotiomycetes; Eurotiales; Aspergillaceae. The transcript has 3 exons.
AUGGUGCGUGUCUUCCAGUCUCUUCUUCUCCUGGCGGCUAGCCUCUCAACCACCCUUGCCGCCGACGACUCCACCACCGUCGUUCAAAUUCUCAACGGUCACUACAACACCCUCGCGUUUGACGAGCUGCGAGGCAGUGUCGUGGGAGGCGAUGCCCAAGCGACCACCUACGCUGUGAACUGCAAGGAGGGCUCUUCUUCGUGCCCUCUCACCAAGCCGAUCACCAUCACCCAAGGUCCUUCCACCUUCACCAUGAGCGCGAUUUACACCAUGACCACCAUGGGUGCCAAGGGUACUGGGACGAUUGUCCAAGACUGCGAUAUUACCUCGUCGACUGCCACUGCUGUUUGCUCCGUUUCGGUCGGUGCCAAAGUCGAAUACAAAGGCCAGUCCACUUCUACUUCGUUCGCUACCACGGCCACGGCCACUGGCUCUGCUGAAGUCCUCUAUGAGCCCCUGACCGUCACGGCCGGUCUGGGCAAUUUCAACAAGGCCGGCCCCACUGGCGCGGCUGCGACUGGAGCCGCUGCGGACAACAACCCAGCUCUUGCUCGCGACACUCCGCAGUCCGUCCUUAAUUUGAACUGCAAGAUGAUGGUUGACUCAACCAAACUUCUAGCAGACGAUGCGGUUGAGCUGCCCGAUCUUGCCCCGACACGGAAACGACAUGGCACUUGGGCCUCCACCAAAAGCUGGUACUCCCGAACGGUUCUUCGCUCGGGAAAAGGAUACAAUCGAUUGCCAGUCAAGGCUCAGGAUCCGAACCAUUUUCAUGGAUGGCGAUUCGGGGCGUUGGCUUCGUGCAUUCUGGUUGGGAUAUGCCUGGGCCUCAACGUCGCGGCGACCAUCUAUGUUCGGGUGACGUACCCUCCCAGCAGCGACAAUCUAGGAAUCAUGCAGGAGAACGAUUGCAACCAUAUCCAUAGCGUAGAUAGCAGGCUACACUACGCCCUCAAUGUGAUUGCGACCGUGCUAGUUAGUGCCAGCAACUACAAUAUGCAAUGUUUGACGGCUCCGACGCGAGACGAGGUGGAUCAAGCCCACGCCCGGCGCAGAUGGCUGGAUAUCGGCGUCCAUUCAAUGCGCAAUCUUUCUUUUGUUAAAAGGGCCAAGUUGGGGUUAUGGUUGGCUCUCUUAGUGAGCACUCUCCCAUUGCACCUUCUGUGGAACUCGGCAGUAGUGAUGACAACUACUUUCAACGACUACAGCGGACUCGUUGUCACUCAGGACUUUUUGGAAGGCCACACUGACAUUGGACUGGAUUGCACCAGUCCGGCGAUGGAAGAAUACCGGAACUCCAACCUUUCCAGCUAUGUCACUUGCUGGUUGUUUGAUCAAGCCCGGAACAACCGCAGCAGCCUGACGCAAAUGGAUCCCACUCGUUGCAUUUCCACCUAUCAAGCCGGUUUAGAGGGACGGUCGUUCAAUAUGCUCGCGGUUACCAAGCAGAGCGAUGCGUUGAAUCAAUCGAAAACAUUUCCGCCUCCGAGAAAUACGACUCUGCCGGUGCUGGCGUAUUUCCAUCCUCUGGACUAUCCGGAUCAGAUUGAACAAUGGUGUAGCGGAAUGUGCCAACGAUGGGGGAAAGGCAAUAAUAGCACGAAGUUCUGCUUUGACGAGAACUGGGAUGAAGCAUCGGUUCCAUUUGCUUGUCAGGAGCAUAAGGUGAACGGGACGGAUUGGGAGCCCAACGCGCUGUCGCAAACGAGCUCUUGGAUGUGCCACCCGGACGCUAUUUUAUAUGGUCAAUGCAGCGGCUCCGCGGCGACGACGAAUGCCACGAAAUGGACCAUCCUACCAGAGCAUUAUGAGAUCGAUCAUUGUCUGGUCACAGACGCCAACCAUACCUGCCAGCUACUGUACAGUCCGAUUAUCUUAUACAUUGCGAUUGCAUGCAAUGCCAUGAAGUUCAGUUCCAUUCUUCUAUGUCUUCUUGUCUCCCGCGAACCGACUCUUGCCACUAUCGGCGAUGCAUUAGACUCUUUCUUAAGGUCCCCGGAUAUGGUUUCCAAGGGGCAAUGCCUCCUUUCCAAAAUGGACGACACGAUCUUCACUGACCCAGAUGACAUUGGUUCUGCACCGGCACAACGUUGGCAGCAUGGCGAAGGCCUCGUUUUUCUCUUUAAGGGCAUCAACCUCGUCGGGGCGCAGAACGCUUUCACCAUGGGGUUUGGUGCUCUUAGCCUAAAUGCCAUCGUCAGCACGUCCGGUUACCGAGGAGGCACGGCCGCGUCCAUUGUGACCACAUCGAUCGUGGCGAACCUCCCACAGCUGCUCCUGUCUGGACUGUACUUUAUGUACAACGCUGUGCUCACGGGCAUGGCAUCCGCCUAUGAGUGGAGUAUGUUUGCCUACCAGCAAACCACGCUUCGAGUGACCCUUCCGUGGGGCGCCCAGAGAGAAACAUAUUGGUUACAGCUUCCGUGGAGAUACUCGCUACCACUCCUCGCCUGUAGUACCAUUAUACAUUGGCUGAUCUCGCAAUCAAUCUUUCUCAUCAAUCUGAAAAUUUACCAACCGAACAACGAGCUCUUGACACGGCCCAACACCCACUUCCCUAGUGCAAGUGACAGCGGCGUGAUCACGGCCUGCGGAUACAGCCCACUCGCCAUCAUCACGGCGCUCGCCGUGGCCAUUCUUAUGUUUGCCGUACUCACCACAGUGAGCACCUUCAAGCUGAAGCCGGACAUCCCCGUGGUCGGGAGUUGCAGUGUAGCCAUAAGCGCUGCGUGCCAUCCCCCCGAAGAGGAUUCCGAUGCUGCAGGUAAGCCUCUGUCCUGGGGUGCGGUGCGACACCAGGAGGGCGAUCGGCCGGGUCAUUGCUGUUUGACUUCGCAGGCCGUAGAGAAGCCACGAUAUGGCGAAUUGUAUGCGGGAUAG